Messenger RNA from Botrytis porri, 2496 nucleotides. RefSeq lists its product as uncharacterized. The transcript is spliced from 4 exons. Lineage: Eukaryota; Fungi; Ascomycota; Leotiomycetes; Helotiales; Sclerotiniaceae. The record is from RefSeq and is a predicted model, not a curated record. Bases 1 to 2496 code for a protein of 831 amino acids.
AUGGAUCAAAAUAAGAAGGGAGACCGGGCGCCACAACAUGCGACUGGCAGACCGAAAGCCAGUAAAUCGAAGGCAAGAUACAAUCCGUUCAGAGAUUCAAAUCACUUGCUAUCGAAUUCCCUGCAAUCCUCCAAUGCGCAUCCUCAGGACCCUCAAGCAAGUGUUGCAUCCUCUUCGCGCACAUCCAACAGCAGAUCGAUAAUCAUGGCUCGGGGAGCGUUUUCUAAAGGAUUGAAUGUAUUCAAGGAAAAGGAGUUGACGCAAGGUAACCAGAGCUUGUCAAAUGCAGACCUAUCUGAGUACCUCAUUCCAUCUAAGGAUAAAGAUGGACGAGGAAGUCUUGAGCAGAAUUGGCAAAUGGCUAAGAAUUCGCCUUCCUUGACUCGUAGCCAAGAUACCGCUGCGUUUGCACCACGCUUAUAUGGGAUCACCCGAAAUCAAUUACCAGACAGUCAUUCACGUGGCUUAAGCGCAUGUACCAAUGAUAUAGAUUCAUUUAGCAUGGAAAGCAUUUAUGACGAUGGGCUCCAUACUGCAAAAGAGAAUCGACCUUCUGCUACCCAGGGAUCAUAUGAUCAUAAUCAGAACCCGACUUUGACUGCCAAAGGUUUUGGUGAUAAUGCUAUCCCAGUAUUCGAGGGAUCGAGUACUUCGCCCUUUACAAAUACAAUACCCUACAGUGGCAAAGCUAUUCCAGAGAACUUGGAUCAACUAGGUGCUCUCACUAGUCCCAAAGACACGAGUUCGAAAAAGGGUAAAGAUAAGAAGUCUAAGAGAAGUAAAUUUUCUCCAAACUCCACUGCGGUUUCUGCGGUCUCUGAGGAUGAACUUUACUCGGGUUUAAGCGAUAUGCAUAUGGGACUUUUCCUUUCUACUUAUAAUGGAAAACGAGCCACCCCCUCUCCUCCUAAAGUCGCUAAACCAACUAGUUUCCCGACUGAGCUACCACCACGACCAACCCCGCGACCCCCCCCUUCCGAUCAGAUUGGAGCAGCUCAGUUUGGGUUACUAUCUACAGCAGUUUGUGUUGGGGUGGUAAUUACGAUAAAGAACACAAACGACAAACCAGGCCCUUUCAACAUCAGCGUCCCAGUCAUCUGGUGGCUUGUUCUUAGUGUCCUUCUUCUAUGCGUCGGAGCUUCAACAUUCGUAGUUAUGCUGAUACGUGGAGUUGCUCAUAAUCCUCAGGUCAGUUUAAGACGACCCAACGGAAGUCAAGAUAUUGCAAACAGCAACCUUAGAAUUCGUGGCGAUCUGGAGAGUGGAACUGCUGGCCCACAAUCUUUUGAAAUGGUCCCAAUUGCUCAUACCCCUCGACAAGAGGCAUUCCCCUCCUUCGCCACACCUCAGACUGUUCAAAACUCAUAUACUGAGGUUAUGAGACCCAAUGCAGACAUGUUCCGGCAAGCUCAAAACGACCAUGGCUUUGAGCAGGUUCCGGUUUAUGGAGCUAGCUGUGGUCCAGACUACCAGUCUCCCAUGAUGAUCAAUGCACACGCUGAUAAUUACAACUACACUCCGGCGGUUGCGGGAUCACCUCUAACUCCCUUGCCACAGGCUAUACUGAGCCCGGGCUUCUCUCGACAAGCCGAUUACUUCUCCGCAAUCCACCAUACUCCCAGCAAGCCAGGUGGACCUCUCCCUGUCAAUGUAUCUACGCCAGAUGCUCCUUUCACCCCGAUUGAAAUGCCAGCACAGAUAUCAGUCAGAAGUAGGGAUAGUCUAGUAUCAGCUGAAACCCAUCGAGAUCUGGCAAUGAGAAUCCUCAUGGGAGAAAGUCCAGCUCUAGAAACCUCGCUUGACAUCACCGACAUCUGGAACGGAUAUCAAAGCACGAUUGAUCCCGCACUACUACCACAAACUCCCGUGUAUUCGUACAUGCCAUCUCCAAACCCUUUACGUCCAACACAUAAUAACUUAAAAUAUCAAGCCGCCGGUACAGUCGUACCUAUGAGCACUAUUCCAUCAAAUGUUAGCUCAAGAAUUGACUUGGACAUGGCAAUUCAACCCACCCUCAAGCGUGUCGAAACCGAAGGUCCUUUGGAGAAGUUGGAAAAGAGUCUCAGUCACCAGAGUGCGCAGAUUGCAUUGGGACAGCAGCUUCCGCCACCACCUGAUCUCAGUGACAGACCCCGCAAAGUCUGCCAUAAACGCAUCGUCGACGGCAAGCUCAAGCAGUAUGGAUCACGAGAUGAGAAUCCCGAAGUUGAUUUUGCUACCGCUAGCAGUAGUGGCAGCAGUGAGCAGCGGCAACGACCGGAAGCAAUUGGCUAUGGAGACGUAGCACAAGCUAAUAUCGGCGGUCUGGCUUCCAGAAUGAAUACCGAGGAAGGUUCAGCAAUGAAUAGUAUCGAUGUAGCCAAUUCUACCAUCCCAUCAAGAAAUCCCUAUCGUGAUAGCAUGAAUGAUGGCGACAACAAUCAGCGCAACACGGAAACACUACCUGCUACAUACUACACUGGUGGUGGCAAGGGUAAAGGUCGUGCCUUUGAUUAA